This is a messenger RNA of Penicillium verhagenii, 630 nucleotides long. RefSeq names its product DUF5321 domain-containing protein. The record is from RefSeq and is a predicted model, not a curated record. Bases 1 to 630 code for a protein of 209 amino acids. NCBI's taxonomy places the organism in Eukaryota, Fungi, Ascomycota, Eurotiomycetes, Eurotiales, Aspergillaceae. The transcript has 2 exons.
AUGGCCAUGGCACUCAGGUUGAAGCCUUCAGGGCUUAGCCGGAAUAUUCUCUCCACACCGAUUACAUCAAGACUACCAAGCCGGCAUGCGGCGUCUACUACACGGUCAUACGCUACUUCCGACCGACUCCCGAAGAUCGCAGACGCCUCAGUAUGGACGUCAAUGAUUCCCAGGUUCAUUCGAGAUCGCAAAUCACGCCAGACCAAGAAAUCUAAGGAAUGGAACCCGGCCACAUUUUACAUCGUCAUGUUCACUCUGAUUGGAUCACAAGCCAUCCGUAUGUUGUCAUUGAAGAACAGCUAUGCGACAUACACCCGCACUACGGAUGCCAAGAUCGAAUUGUUGAAAGAAGUCAUUGAACGGAUCAAGAGUGGGGAGAAAAUCGAUGUCGAGAAGUUGUUAGGGACAGGAGAUGACGCGCAGGAGCGAGAAUGGGAAGAAGUCCUGAGAGAAAUCGAGCAAGAAGAUACACUAUGGCAGCAAAGAAACAACAAAGAGGCAAAGAAGGAGCCCACCGAAGCCAAGAUGGAGGCCACACAAACUCCCAAGGCCAAAGAAUCAGUGCCGGCCGUAGCCAGUGCAGAUGAGAACACGACAACCCAGCCCAAACGGAAGUUGAACUUCUUUUAA